AUGGAUACGAUCGAAAGGACCCCUUUUCAAAAACAAAGGGAAAUUUUAAUUAAUGACAUAGCGCUGGGAAUAGAACAAGUUAUAAACAACAUGGCAGUUCUCAAUAAAAACCUUGAAAGUGUGGUAGCAAUUGGAAGAGAAUUUGAAAAUGUUGCGAGUUUAUGGAAAAACUUUAAUAACGCCAUCAUAACCAGUGCUUCUGAUAACGAUUUAAAAGAAGACAAUAAUAAUACGGGUUCUGGUAGGAACUAUCUUUUUUGA
Messenger RNA from Acaulospora morrowiae, 261 nucleotides. The record is from the annotation of a GenBank genome assembly. NCBI's taxonomy places the organism in Eukaryota, Fungi, Glomeromycota, Glomeromycetes, Diversisporales, Acaulosporaceae.